Molecule: messenger RNA, 2313 nt
Organism: Salvia miltiorrhiza (redroot sage)
Lineage: Eukaryota; Viridiplantae; Streptophyta; Magnoliopsida; Lamiales; Lamiaceae
Product: RING-H2 finger protein ATL65
Exons: 2
Coding region: 549-1745 (398 amino acids)
Biological process (GO): protein ubiquitination
Molecular function (GO): transferase activity
Source: RefSeq, a predicted model, not a curated record
AUCAAACACUCUUAUAAAAUUUACACACAAGAGAUUAUAAUCCACAUGGUGGUGCAGUGGGAAAAAAUGUAGUGAAGCAAAAUGUUCAACUACCACAAUUAAAUGAAGUCUGUCGGCUUCUCAUCCGAAAUUACUCUCAUUCAUAAAGGCUGCCAUUAUUUAGUUGAGACGUCUUCCACCAAAUUUAUUAUCGCUCUAUGACUAUCCCCAUCACCCUCCAAUUUUCUCAAUUAAUUUUUUAAAUAAAAUAGAAAAUAGGUGGAAAAUGGGGGAUUUUGUUGUGAUGUUUGUGGAAGGGCGGCCGGCGGGAACCGACGGCGGUGUUGGUCUCAUGCAUUCGUUGCGAUGAGAUUGAUGACAAGGCUUGAAGUUGAAUCAGUGAAACGAAAUGAAAUUUUGUCUUAGGGGAAAGACACGGACACAGACAGUCACAGACACCUUCUUAUUCUCCCACUACCUUAAAUCCGACGUGGCAAACGCCCACAAAACUCUUAACAAACUCACUCCUUUCCUCAUUAUUUCCACAUUCCAUUAAAACCCUCACCACCAUGCGCCACCACGCUCUGCCCCCUGCUCCGGCGCCCCACCCAUGGCACCCGCCCUCUCCUUCUCCCAAAUCCUCACAACAGACACCGCCUUCGUCCGCGUCCGACUUCGCCUCCCCCCCACCGUCGAAAUUGCCGGUUGACUUCAGCCCCCCUCUGAUCGCCAUGGUCGUCAUAAUCGCCACGGCCUUCGUCAUCAUCACCUACUCGCGCCUCCUCUCGCGUCACUUCAUCCACGCCUACCGUCGCUACAGGCGCUGGCGGCGGCGGAGGCGGCGCUACGUCCCGUCGUCCUCCGCCGGCGACAUCGAGUCGCCGCCGUAUGCGUACGACCCGACCGAUGCCUUCCACGUGCUCUCGCCCUACGGCCUCGACGAAUCGAUCAUCAAAGGCAUUCCUCUGUCCGUCUACACGCGGAAGAGCGGCUUCUACGACUGCGCCGUGUGCUUGCUGGAGUUCGAAGAGAACGAUUACGUCCGCACGCUGCCGGUAUGCUCCCACGCCUUCCACGUCGACUGCAUCGAUAUAUGGCUGCGGUCGCACGCCAACUGCCCGCUCUGUCGCGCCGGAAUUUUCCGUCCGGACUCGCCUUUCACGCCGCUGAUGGCGGCGAGGAUCCGGCCGAGCCUCGACGACAUGAUCAUCGAGAGCACGAUUUUGGAGCCUCUCACCGAAAUCUCGGCGGAAUCGGAAGCGGUUACGGAGGGGGAAAUCACUCAGGAACCCUCGCCGCGGCGGAAUUACAACCAAUCAGAGGACAGGUUCAACCGCCGCGAUUUCCUGUUGAAGCGAUCGUAUUCGUUCGGAUUCGAGCGGAAUUUAGGAUCGGAGAGAUUAGUGCUGGAGCCGGUGACGUCCUCGCCGUGGCGGUACCGGAGAGGCGGCGGCGGAGGAAGCGUGUGGAGCAAACGCCCUUCGCCGUUCAGCUCGCUGACGAAACCUAGGGUUUUCUCAUUCCGCUACUACAGAGGCAUGAAAUCCCCAUUCUUCCGGCGGCGGAGCAUCGGCAGCUUCUUCCCCCUGUCCGAGUCGAGCGCGCGGGGAGGCCUGUCGAGCGGCGGCAGCUCGUCGCGGCGGACGAAAUCGUUCGCCAGCCCGAUGUUCAUGCGGUCGUCGGCGGCAGCGGUGUUCUCGUCGAGCCGGCUGCGGAGCGGCGAUCCGGAGGCGCUUCUGUCGCCGGAGAGGUUCAGCAGACGGUGAGGAUGGGCGACACGUGGAUGGCUGAGGAUGAAGGCGCGAAAAAUGGUGUGGAAAGAAAAAAGGAAAUUAAAAGAGUCUCAUGUGGGAAAUUUAAUAGCGUGUCUGGAAUUACUGAAGGCGGCAUUAAAUGGAGGGGCGCAUUUAAAGAAUCGGGCUGUCUCGCUAUAUCUAUGGAUGGGAAUUUCUCGCUGCGGCGACCUUCUCGCUGCGCCGGUGGUCGCCGCAGCGGAGGCGGAGAUGGAGGUGGUGGAAAAUCCGACAAUUGGAAGUGGAGCACUAAAAAUGGUUGUGUUUGAACGUUGAAACAAAUGGGGCAUGCUAGCACUAUAUUGGAUUGCUUUUUGGGGUCAAAUCUUUGGUGAGUACAAUUGUUGAUCGAGACUAUUAUGUGAUUAAUUGGAUGGAUUGUGAAAUUGGGAUUUUUUGUUGAUCGGUGCUCAAUUUCGAUGAUAUUGUAAUCAUAGGUUCAAAUGAGAAGUGAGCACUUACCUUUAUAUUUGUUUUCUCUUAGUUAAUGGUUGAUGUAAUGAUUCCGGAUGUUGAUAUAUUUGUACUUUUACAUUUAAAA